This is a messenger RNA of Venustampulla echinocandica, 228 nucleotides long. Its product is annotated as Acylphosphatase. The transcript has 2 exons. NCBI's taxonomy places the organism in Eukaryota, Fungi, Ascomycota, Leotiomycetes, Helotiales, Pleuroascaceae. Gene Ontology annotation, molecular function: acylphosphatase activity. Bases 1 to 228 code for a protein of 75 amino acids. The record is from RefSeq and is a predicted model, not a curated record.
AUGUCGAGAUACUUUACCCAGAAGAAGGCGACAUCUUAUGGUCUCACUGGAUGGGUGAAGAAUGCCCGGAAUGGCAAGGUCGAAGGCGAAGCCCAGGGACCUGAUGGUAACUUGCAGAAGCUAUUGAAGGAUCUCGAUGCUGGCCCAUCACUAGCUCACGUGACGAAAUUGGAGAAGUCUGAGAUUGAGGUGCAGGAUGGCGAGACGGGGUUUGAGGUCAGGCAUUGA